AUGUCCCACAGGCAGAAGGAUGAGCAAGGCCUUGAGGGCCAGCUGGAGGAGGAGGUUGCUGCAGCUAAGGAAGUGGCCACCCCAGAGGAGGUACCUGCUGCUGGGGAUUCCCAGGAAGCCUGUUCUUCCUCUGCUUCCAUCCAAGCCAAUUCAUCAAGCAAAGCAAGCAAAGGUUCUCGUCAGGGAGGUCAAAGCACCUCAAAGGCCUACAUGGAGUCCAAGAUUUUGUUAAACCGUGCGCUGUGGAAGAAGGUGAAGGAGUUGGUAAAGUUUCUGAGUUUCAAGUACGUGGUAAAGGAGCCUGUCACAGAAGCAGAAAUUCUCCAGAUUGUUGUCAGAGAGUACAAGGACUACUAUCCGAUGGUCUUCACCCGUGCCUGUGAAUGCAUGGAAGUGGUCUUUGGCAUUGAAGUAAAAGAAGUGGAUGCUUUCAAGCACUCCUACGUGCUUCUGAAAAUACUUGACCUCAGCUAUGAUGGGCGGUUGAGCAAUGACGAAGGCAUACCCAAGACAGGCCUGCUGGCGUUCGUCCUUGGUGUGAUCUUCAUGGAGGGCAACCGUGCCCCUGAGAAGAAGAUCUGGGAGGUGCUGAAUAAAGUUGGUGUGCAUCCUGACAAGCCUGAUUUUAUGUGCGAGAAUCCCAGAAAGUUCAUCACUGAAGAACUGGUUUUAGAGAAUUACCUGGUAUACCAGUUGGUACCCCACAGUGAUCCUCCAUGCUAUGAGCUCCUGUGGGGCCCGAGAGCCCAUGCUGAAACAAGCAAGAUGAAAGUCCUGCAGUUUUUCUCCAAGGUUGCUGGGAGUAACCCCACUUCCUUCACAGCUUUGUAUCGGGAAGCUCUGAAAGAUGAAGAGGAGAGAGCACUGGCUAGGCUUGCCUCCAUAGCCAUAGCCAAUCCUACUGCCCCAGAAGAUUCAGGUUCCGGGGACAAGGCCAGCAAUGUCUCCCACCCUGAAUAA
Acomys russatus (golden spiny mouse) is the source of this 960-nucleotide messenger RNA. RefSeq names its product putative MAGE domain-containing protein MAGEA13P. The coding region runs from base 1 to 960 and encodes 319 amino acids. Gene Ontology annotation, cellular component: nucleus. The transcript has a single exon. Gene Ontology annotation, biological process: negative regulation of transcription by RNA polymerase II. NCBI's taxonomy places the organism in Eukaryota, Metazoa, Chordata, Mammalia, Rodentia, Muridae. The record is from RefSeq and is a predicted model, not a curated record.